Styela clava is the source of this 2196-nucleotide messenger RNA. RefSeq names its product solute carrier organic anion transporter family member 4A1-like. Gene Ontology annotation, biological process: transmembrane transport; sodium-independent organic anion transport. Lineage: Eukaryota; Metazoa; Chordata; Ascidiacea; Stolidobranchia; Styelidae. The record is from RefSeq and is a predicted model, not a curated record. Gene Ontology annotation, molecular function: protein binding. Gene Ontology annotation, cellular component: basolateral plasma membrane.
UUAGAGUGUUUAUGUAUAGUAAUGGGUACAAACAAUCACAAGAAAACUGAAGAUGGUGAUGAUGGUGACGCAGAAGGAUGUGGGUGUCAAAUUACAUGUUGUUGCUUUUCUAAGCGGUAUGAAGCCGACCAAUGUCAACGUUUCGCAAAUGCAAAAUGGGCACUACUUGUUCUCAGCAUGGCCCAUAUGAUAGAGCAAACAAUCAUGUCGGGAUUACUUGGUGUAUGCAUUAGCACGCUGGAAAAGAGAUUUGAGUUGCAAAGUAUAGAAAGUGGUAUCAUUGCCAGUAGCUUUGAUAUGGCUGCCGUUUGUGCGCUGCUCAUCAUUACAUUUGUCGGCGAAGAUAUUCAUAAGCCACGAUGGAUUGGAUGGGGAAUCUUCCUAGCAGGACUAGGAACGUUACUCUUCACACUUCCUCACUUUAUAUCGCCACAAUAUACAUUCAUGGAAACGGAGCUAUACAAUUUAUGUGAAAACGUUACGGUAUCUGAAUGCAGCACAACAAAUAUGAGAGAUUUUAGGUACAUCUUCCUCGUCGCUAUUGCAAUUGUUGGUAUCGGAUCGAACCCUCUUUACACAUACGCGGUAACAUUUUUUGAUGAAAACGUAAAAAAGGAAAAUUCAGCUUUAUAUAACGGAAUAUACUACGCUUGCGGCGGCUUCGGGCCCGCGCUUGGUUAUCUUUUUGGAGGAGCAACACUUGAAAUAUAUACGGAUAUCACUUCAGCAAAACCAGACGUAGACAGCACCAGUUAUUUGUGGAUUGGUGCGUGGUGGCUGGGAUUCAUGGUCUGUGGAAUAUUUCUUAUGAUAAUUUCAAUUCCCAUUAUGAUGCUUCCUCGGCAUCUCCCUCAAACUGAAAAAUACAGAAAGAAUAGAAACUAUGAAAUGCAGAAAACUAUGCUAAAAUGGAGCUUGUCUAAACAUGAAAAGGAAUCUAAAAGCCAGUUGCAGAUUCGUCUUCAAGCGGUGAAGUUGCUAUUCUACAAUAAGCCUUUUAUAUUUUUGACAUUGGGUUGCACUGUCAAUUGUGCAUUUAUCUACGGUUUCAAUACAUUUGGAGCGAAGUUUUUAGAAUCGGUUUUCGGGUUAAGUGCUUUCCACUCUUCAGUUUUAUAUGGUGUUACUGCUAUAUUUGCUGCAGUCGGAGCUCAAGUUUCAAGUGGAGUCAUUAUUUCAAAGUUUUCACUUAGCGUUACUGGAAUAUUGAAGUUAAUGAUAUGUUGCGGAAUAUUUUCGGCUCUAUGCAGUCUAGGUUUCUUUGUACACUGUCCCGAUAUAAAUUUUGCAGGAGGAACUGUACCUUACAUUAAUGAAACUAUCAUGUACUCGCCAGAGUCUAGCUGUAACGAAAUAUGUGGAUGCAGCACUGACCAUUACGAACCAGUGUGUCUGGAUGGCAUUACUUAUUUUUCGCCUUGCUUUGCUGGAUGCACAACACAAAUCAAUGAUACGGCUUUCACUGACUGUUCUUGUCUUCCACGUUCUGAUUCAAUUGUAUCUAAUGACACCUGUGACAGUGCUGCUUGUAACUUGUUGUUGCCUUUUAUUUUUGUCGUCUUUUUCUGCUUUUUCUCGUCGAUACUAACAAUUUCACCUGCAUUGCAAGUUACGCUAAGAUGUGUCCCAUUCGCAAACAGAACUCUGGCCGUGGCUAUGCAGACCGCUAUCAUUCUAGUCGUUGGAGUUUUACCGGGCCGUAUGCUCACUGGUAUAGUACUAGACUUGGCCUGUGUAACCUGGAGUACAGAGUGUGGAGAGAAAGGAUCUUGUCGAUCCUACAAUCGAUGGGAAUUGUCAAGGAAUACUGCUUUGUUGCUUCUUGCACAGACGUCUAUUUGUGUGGUGUUUUACGUUCUCGUCUACAUGACAUACAAACCUACAAACUUAGAAGACAAGGAGCUAGAUGACGUAAUCGAAGAAAGAGUGGGAGAUGGAGAGGCACAUUUCAGAGGAACGGAGGAUAAAAAUGAACAUUUGUCAGGAAAAUCUAUGUACGACAAACUGCGGAAAUCUAGUGAAACAAGUGUUUAACUUGUGUAUUGUUUAAAUAGAAGACAAUUUCGUGAAAUGAAAAUAUUUUAUUAUUGAUGUUCAAGCAUGCAUAAAUAUGCAUUUGGACGACCAAAUCGUUUUCUCAAUUCUAGAAAAAGUGGAAAAUAUUAUAAACAAAUAAAAACAGAAAUAUAUUUGUUA